AAACUAUUCAAAUUAUUCUUGACUACUAAAUUGUAUACAUGUAUAUGAGAUGAAAGUUAGAAAUACUGUGAAUAGUAAGGGAAAAUAAAUUUAACACGAAAUUCCACGUCUUUCACCUAAGAAUGACCCAAGUGAUUGUUUUGGAUUGUUUAUUGACGACGUGAAGUUUAGUAUGCACCUGCAGGUUGCUAAAAUAAUUACUUUCCGACAUUGAUACUUUGCCAACGAGGUAUUGUGAUAUGAAACACGAGCUCAUUCGAGCUUUUCAACUUUCGUAAAACUUGUAUCAAUGCCUAAGUUAACUUAGGUUGUGCGUGCAUCCAGAUACUCAAUUGCAACAGACGUACUAAAGACACUAAAUUUUGUCAAGUAUAUAAUGAUAAAAAAAUAAUUUCAUUCCAGUCCUUACAUCUUUUACAAUUGUUAUAGCUGACAAUUUUAUACAAGGCUUCUAUACUUAGUAUAGUAAAACUCUGAUUUGCUAUGGAAUGUCAGAUAGUACCUCCUACUGGGGAACAUAACAUAAAAAAAGCAUUAGGUGGAUAAUGCAAAGUAUCUCUAUACGAAUAAACUGAUGUAUUACAAAGAAAAAGAAUUAAAAAAAAAGAAUAAAAAAAAAAACGUUCGAGCUGUAUGUAGUUGGAAGUGAUUUCGGAUCGACUAGGCUAUCAAGGCACAGUGGGUGGUUUACUCCCCAACGCGUAAUGUCAGGGGUGGGAAAAGUAUGUAUAAAAGCUUUCCUCUCGUAUUUCGUCUCCUCACUUUGACCCUAAACGUUGACAAAGCUCGUUGAAAACCUUAUUGCAGCGCACGCGAGUCUAGGACAUCUUAGAAAUAAUCUUAUUACAGUUGAAAUAAGUUAAAUAAUGCGGAAGUCGGUCCUUUUUUUACUAGCCAUUAUGGCACUUUUUAAAAGUAAUGUAAUCGCUCAGCUGUCAGGAGAUGAGAAUUGUGAGACAUUGCAAACAGAAAUUCACGUAACUAAAGACGAGUAUGACGACCUGGGACGUUUGAAAAGAACGUGUGGCGGUGAUAUUACGGUCACAAAAUGCGAGGGAUUUUGUAAUUCGCAGGUACAGCCAAGCGUCGUCUCCACCACAGGAUUUUUAAAGGAAUGUUUCUGCUGUCGUGAAAGUUACCUAAAAGAGCGAGAUGUUUUCCUGGAUCAUUGCUAUGACGCAGAUGGUGUUAGAUUGGACAGCGAAGAAGGUGGUUCCAUGGAAAUCAAGCUACGAGAGCCAGCCGAAUGCAAAUGCUACAAAUGCGGGGAUUUCGCAAGAUAGAACUUCGUGAUUUGCUGACUUGGACUACAUGCUUAUACCAAUAAUCGUCGUCUUUUGUUACAAUCCAAUACUGUAUCAUUAUUGAUUAUAUAAUAUAAACAUUAUGACUUGAAAUACCUUGUUCUUCAACGAAACCCUGCGCUUGUAUUUAAUAAUGCGAAUA
Messenger RNA from Neodiprion virginianus, 1446 nucleotides. It is a transcript of the gene Pburs, whose product is annotated as partner of bursicon. The record is from RefSeq and is a predicted model, not a curated record. Gene Ontology annotation, biological process: G protein-coupled receptor signaling pathway. The coding region runs from base 867 to 1283 and encodes 138 amino acids. Gene Ontology annotation, molecular function: neuropeptide hormone activity; G protein-coupled receptor binding. The transcript is spliced from 3 exons. Gene Ontology annotation, cellular component: bursicon neuropeptide hormone complex; extracellular region. Lineage: Eukaryota; Metazoa; Arthropoda; Insecta; Hymenoptera; Diprionidae.